Astyanax mexicanus (Mexican tetra) is the source of this 7184-nucleotide messenger RNA. Its product is annotated as protein FAM107B. Gene Ontology annotation, biological process: actin filament polymerization; regulation of actin cytoskeleton organization; actin filament bundle assembly. Gene Ontology annotation, cellular component: stress fiber; neuron projection; synapse. Bases 395 to 976 code for a protein of 193 amino acids. The record is from RefSeq and is a predicted model, not a curated record. NCBI's taxonomy places the organism in Eukaryota, Metazoa, Chordata, Actinopteri, Characiformes, Acestrorhamphidae. The transcript is spliced from 5 exons.
CUUCCUUUCCUCUCCGUCCAGCAGUUUGUCCAAUCAGUGCCACCCAGAACUGGCUAUCUCAGGAUGACCGGCUGGAGGUCGACCCCUCCUAGAAAGCUCUGCUGGUUUGAUACUCUGCUCUAAUUGCUGUAAAUAUCCACCUCCAGCCCUAGCUAGAUCUUCCCACUGGAGUACCCACCCUGCUGUUGCUGACAAGGUGCCAGGGGCAGGGAGAGGGAUCUUUUCUCCCUUCGGUAAAUACCCCCCACCCCCUUCUCGGUCGGAGCCAGGCGGAGCACAGAGCCGAGCUGGAAGUGCCUCGUCCAGGAAAAGCGUGGGGGAGCCACGGGGGAACCUCUAGGAAGCACUUGACCCAAGCAAACCACCACAGUUCAGCAGCUCAGACGGCCUCAGCAUGGGGGCUUCUUAUGGCAAGAAAAAGGCGUAUAACCUCGAGCAGCAGAGUGCGAAAAGCGGAAGGCGAAUGAAUGGCGUGGCCUCAGCUUAUGCAGAUAUCCAGUGGGAGCAGCCUCAUCAGCCUGAUGGGCCUCACAGAGACCCGCUGCAUUACCCGCACCGAGACAUCCUCCCGGUGGCCAGCUACGCCCCUCAGCCAGAUUAUAUGGUGGGGGACGAUGAUCUCAUCAAGCCCAAAAAGCUGAUUAAUCCAGUGAAAGCCUCUAAAAGCCACCAGGAGCUCCAUCGAGAGCUGCUCAUGAACCACAAACGGGGUGUGGAGAAUAAGCCGGAGCUGCAGCGUGUGCUGGAACAGAGGAAGAGGGAGCAGAUGAUAAAACAGAGGAAGCUGGAGGAGGAGGCCAGGAGGAAGAUCUCCCCGCUGGAGCAGGAGCUCCUCAAGAGGCACAAGAAACUAGAGGAGCUAGAGCGAGAGCAGGAACAGCAGGAGGACUGCUCUCGCAGCGCUCCAGAAUUCAUCAAGGUCAAAGAGAACCUGAGGAGGACGUCGUUCACGAGCUCGGCAGAGAAGGAGGUGUAGAGCGGAAGAAGCUCCUGGAGAUUCACCCAAUGUAACAUAGAGAUCGACCGCACUGCUGUGCUUCUCUCUAAUAUCUCUCACCGUCUCACACGGACUCUACUGGUUCUACUGGACUAAACGUUCUCUUUCCCUGAAAACCAAGAAGACAGAGAGCCUCCGAAGUUCGGACACGGGAACGUGUCUCAGAUUUUGGGAACUUUGCGAGGACUUUACGAAAGUGUGGGUUGGAAAGUUAGCAGGAAGUCUCUGGGCAGCCAGACGAUGUGACCAGUGACCAGGGUUCCAGAGAACCACUGCUUUGAGACCGAGGUUGAGGUGCAAAGGCAGAGGUGGAUUUGAUUAACCUCUAACAUCGUUAUGUAUACAGGCAAUCAGGAAAACAAGAAAAAAAGAAAACCCUAUCAGUAUUAAUCUCUUUUUUGUGGUCGAACAUCUGCCAAAUAUACUACAAAUCCCGUAAACAUUUGAGGAAUCGAUGCUCAUCAACGUAAUACCGCUUUACACUUAUGUACACUAAGUGUGUUAAACACCUAUUUAAUACGAUAUAACACAAAACAUACUUUAUCCAUCAGCACAGGUCACUUUUUUGCUCCUAAGUAGAACCACUAAUACCUUAUUUUAUAGUUUAUUUUACUGUGAUCACAAAAUAAAUUGGCAUCAGCUGGACUUCCAUCCAAAUGUUUGGAACGCAAUUUUGCAUUUCACCACAAAAACAUAAUAUAUAUAGUGAAAUAAGUUGUGUUUCCAUCCACUACAGUUAUUAGAAGAAACUUGACUGUGACACCCUAAUGAUGUCCACCACACUCAUGGGAGUGCAAACACACCAGACAGUUCUGCAAGAAAAAGUGCAGAGCUGUGUGUCGGUCAACACAAUAGGGAAAUGAAGCUGGAUGCAGUUGUAGACAUAUCUUUAUUAACAAGCAAAACACAGUCAAAUAAUCAGACACUAAUGUACAAGUGCGUUAAACAUCUAUUUAAAAACGAUAUAACACAAAACAUACUUUAUCCAUCAGCACAGGUCACUUUUUCGCUCCUAAAUAGAAUCACUAAUACCUUAUUUUAUAGUUUAUUUUACUGUGAUUACAUAAUAAAUUGGCAUCAGUUGGAUUUCCAUCCAAGUGUUUGGAAUGGAAUUUUGCAUUUUAUCACAAGUAAUUAUAAGUUGUGUUUCCAUCCACUACAGUUAUCCACUACCAUGAUUAGGAGUGGCAGAAACCUAUUUGUGACCAUUUCCGAUGUUUGAUCGCUAAUUAGGAUGAGCAGGGCCUAUCUUUGUGACACCCUAAUGAUGUCCACCACACUUGUGGGAGUGCAAACACACCAGACAGUUCUGCAAGAAAAGUGCAGAGCUGUGUGUCCGUCAACACAAUAGGGAAAUGAAGCUGGAUGCAGUUGCAGACAGAUCUUUAUUCACAAGCAAAACACAGUCAAAUAAUCAGACAAAUGGUCAAAACGGGCAAACAAACACAGGAAUACAAGAAAUAAAAGAAACACUUAAAAGUUUAGAUCACGAUAAACGGAAACGAAGAUUUUGCAAUGUGUCUACAGCUUGAGGCUCUUUUAAAAAGAGUGUAAAUUGUUGGCGACUAGAACUUCAGUGAGACCAAGUGCUGUUGGGUUGAGGGUGGAGUUACACCAGAGGCACUUACAUUAGACAUCAUCAUGUAUUUAAAAAAAAAUAUAUAUAUAUAUAUACCAUCUCUCUUUUUCACAGUUUGGAUUCCUGCAAAAUUUUGUAAAAACUUUUCCACAGCAUUGUAGCAAAAAACAAUAAGCUUUUUCUAUUCAGGUUUUAUAAAGCACUUUUUUUUUUAACAAGUUACAAUAGGUCUAUGGGCUACACAAAACAUGUUCAUGUAGUUCUGUGCACAAAAUCGCUCUAAAAUAAAGGGUUUUAGUCCCUUUUAAAAAGAACUGUUUAAGGGCUCUGUCACUUUUAUGCAAAUAAGCUGUUGCUGCCAUGACAUCACAUUUACACUGAGCGGUUACCGCACGUUAGUGUUAGCUCGUGCUAAACGGCGAAACAAGAACAAGCUAGUUCGUGCUUAACUGUAAUAGAAGGAUAAAACUUAUUUGCUGACUUGCCAAGGUCAGUAGGUACAGAUCCCUCCCUCAGACGAAGUCUGCUGGCUAAUCCCUAAUCCUGCUGUGUACUGUACAUUGUACAGAGCUCUCAACCUGCAGAUCGACAUGUCGUUUUUUUCAACUGAUCUAGUGGGUGGGGCUCUGGGGAGGGUUGCCAGGUGAGGGGUGGUGCCAGGGUGGUUCUAUGUAUGUUUAAUUAUUUUACAGAAAACAGAUGGAUGGAUCGAGAACCAAGUAGACAAAAUAAAGGAAAUAAAAAAAGUGUGCAAACAGUGAACAUUGCAUAAUAUGUUGCCUUUAACAAUUUGCAAAAAUGUAGUGGAUGGAAACCAGCUAUUUUUUUUUCUUCAAUCAACAUACAGGGGUUGGACAAUGAAACUGAAACACCUGUCAUUUUAGUGUGGGAGGUUUCAUGAAUAAAUUGGAGCAGCCUGGUGAUCAGUCUUCAUUAAUUGCACAUUACUGCACCAGUAAGAGCAGAGUGUGAAGGUUCAAUUAGCAGGGUAAGAGCACAGUUCUGCUCAAAAUAUUGCAAUGCACACUAUAACAUUAUGGGUGACAUACCAGAGUUCAAAAGCAGACAAAUUGUUGGUGCAUCUGUGACCAAGACAGCAAGUCUUUGUGAUGUAUCAAGAGCCACGGUAUCCAGGGUAAUGUCAGCAUACCAUCAAGAAGGACCAACCACAUCCAACAGGAUUAACUGUGGACGCUGUAAGAGGAAGCUGUCUGAAAGGGAUGUUCGGGUGCUAACCCGGAUUCGGCUGCCCCAAUAUUCACCUCAACUCUCCUGUUUUCACCAGAACUGUCCAUCAGGACAAUAAAUUAUUGUGGUCUAAAACCAGUUUCAUUGUCCAACCCCUGUCCAACCCCUUCAAAAAAAACUUUUAUUCUUUGAUUUCCUCACAUGAAUAUGAUGAACGAAACUAUAUAUCUGUACAAAACCCAUCCACAAACAACAGCAACACCGACACAAGCUGAAAAACCCAGUCAUUACUGUGAUUCUGUACUGAACUGGUGAUACUCCUGCUAUCACACGCUGCUUAUCACUUGACCACAGUAAAAAAAAAAGAGAAUGUAUUUUUACGUAGAAACAGGGUGGAGCUGGGUUUGUUUGUCUCCACUCUUUUAUUCAGUGCCUUUCUGAAAAGUGAGCAAGCAAGCCUGACUGUUACUGCAUUUCAAUCAAUUUUACAUCAAUAAUAGAGAAGACUUGUUUUUUCAAGGGCUUACCCAGCAGCCACAGGACAUCAAUAAGAUGUUGGACAGACGGUUGGUCAGAUUUUAGAGUUGAAUAUCCGUGGAAAACAAACAUUGGACUGACAUCAAGCUCCAAAGUUAGAAAGACGUGAAAAUGUAAUGAGUUAACAUCAAGUUACUCAUCUGUCGAAAACCAAUACUGGUUUGAUAUUUCAAGUUCCAUUGUUGUAAAAUCUAUCAUAAACCAACAUCGGACUGACAUCAAGCUCCAAAAUUUGAUAUUUUGGUUCAAAAUCAAAGUCAAAUAUAUGUUGAGAAAUCCAACAUUGGGUUAACAUCAAGCUCCAAAGUUGGAGAGACAUUGAAUUUUGGUUCAAAAUAAAAUCAUAUGUCAAAAAACAACAUUGAGUUGACAUCAAGCUCCAAUGUUGUUUAGAUGUUAAACCAAUAUUGGGUUAAAAUCGAGCUCUACUGUUAGACAGAUGCUGCUAUUUGGUUCAAAGUCAAAGUCACAUAUCUGCCAAAAAGUAAAACUGGACCGACAUCAAUCUCCAAUGUUGUUCAGAGGUUAAAAGUAUAAAUGGGUUGCAAUAAAGCUUAAAUUUUGGUUAAAAAAACAGUCCCACAUAUCCAUAACCUCAAGCUCAAACAUUGUACAGAAAUUGAAUUUUGCUUCCAUUCAAAGUUACAUAUCUUUCAAAAACCAACAUUUGGUUGACAUUUUAAGUUCCAAUGUUGGAUUUAGGUGUAAAAUCAAUCUCUCAUAUCCAGCAAAAACCAACAUCGGACUGACAUCAAGCUCCAAAAUUAAAGUCAAAUAUAUCCGUAAACAUACAACAAUGGGUUAACAUCACCUAACAUUUUUUUUUUAAAUCCAACAUUGAGUUGAUAUCAAGCUCCAAUGUUUUUAGAUGUUAAAACCAACAUUUGGUAAAAAUCAAGCUCUAAGGUUAAACAGAUGCUGCAAGUCACAUGUCUACCAAAAACCAAAACUGGCUUGACAUCAAUCUCCAAUGUUGUUUAGGUGUUAAUGCCAACAAUGGGUUUCAAUAAAGCUCAAACGUUUUACAAAUGUUACAUUUUGGUUAGAAACAGUCACAUCUAAAAUAAUCCAACAUUGGGUUUCCAUCAAAUGUUGUUCAAAUGUUGAAAACAAUAAUGGGUUUUCAUUUGAAAUCCAAGGCACAAAUCUGUCAACAAUAACAUUCGGUUGACAUUAAUCUGUAAUGUUAAAUGGACAUUGAUUUUUAAAAAUAAACUAAGUAACAUAUCAACAUGUCAAAAGCAACAUUCGGUUGACAUCAAGUUUCAAUGUUGUUUAGUGUUGUUGACAUUGAUUUUGGAAAUUAAAGUCACACAUAUGGCGAAAUCGAACAUUGGGUUGACAUUAAGCUCCAACAUUGUUCAAACAUUGAAACCAACAUUGGGUUAAAAUCAAGCUCUAACGUUAGACAGAUGUUGUAUUUUGCUUCAAAAUUAAAGUCACAUAUCGGCAAAAAAUCUAAACUGGGUUGAUAUCAAUCUCCAAUGUUGUUCAGAUGUGAAAACCAACAAUGGGAUGCAAUAAAGCUCCAACAUUGUACAAAUGUUACAUUUUGGUUAAAAAACAUAGUCACAUAUCUGUCAAAAUCCAACAUUGGGUUGCCAUCAAGUUGAAUUGAGAUUAACUCCAACAUUGUUUAAACCUUGAAAACAACAUUGGGUUAAAACCAAGCUCUAACAUUAGCAGAUGUUGCAUUGGGUUACACUGGGUGGACAUCCAAACUCAAACAUUGUUUAGAUGUUAUGGUUUGGUUGGAUUUCAAAUUUUAAUUGGUCAACAAAUUUGGGUUGGAAUCAAUCUCAAACAUUAAAGAGACACUUAAACUUAUCAACAUAUCAACAUCUAACAGUAUGUUUAGCAGAGGUUGGGUUGUGGUCCCUAUACAGUAUCUCGAGACCUCAAAGUCAGUAUGAUGUUGGCAUGUGACAUUUGCAAGAUGUUUGAUUUUGGACACUUUAUUUCAGAACUUAAAACCCUUAAUAUCAACAAAAUAAUAAAACGUUUAGACUUUUGGCAUCAAAACCCACAUUUAACCAGAUGUUGGUGGGCAGCUGGGUAGUUCUGGCAGGUGUAGGUUAAAUCCUGUAGCAUGUCUGCAGUGUGUGUCUGUGUGUGUAUGUUUACGUGUUUACUGUAUGUGUGAAAGUGAAAGUUUGAGAGUGAAAGAUUAUUAACAGCAGUAUCCAGCCGUUAAUCACAAUCUGAAAUUAGCAUAAUCACAAUCACUGGUGAAAGAAAGAUCACACUGAUGAAUCAGACUGCACGUUUACUGUAUAUCGAACUGAAUUUUAUUAGGGAUGCACUAAAAUUAAAAUUUUUGAACAAAAAAAAAUGAAAUAAUGAAGCAGCUGAAUUAUGUAAUAUGGAAUUUUUUUUUUAUUUUAUAUUUUUUCUAUUUUUUACCAUUGCAAAAGUAUUUUUUUUUUGUUUGUUAGGAUUUUUAGGCAUUUUUAAUUUUUUUGCAAUUUUUGGUUUAAUCAUUUUAUAAUUUCGGUUGCAGAAUAUAUUUAAUAUUUGGUGCAUCCCUAAAGUUUUCUUCUUCUUUUCCUGUUUAUGAAACAUAAACCUAAUUCUUUAGCAGCACUUAUCAUUUUGUCUUUUUCUAAUCCUAUGGGUUUUAAAGCACAAGCCUUUAGCAGUCUCUAAAGCCAUUGGAAAUAACAAUCAGUAUAAAACCAAUUCUCAUGUGUUUGUAUUGGUAUUUUAUGUUCUUGUUAAUUGUUAAUUGCGUUUUUGAUUUGAUUUGUUGGUUCUGGAACACUGUAGUAGCUGUAAAUCAUGACACAUUUGAAGGCACACAUACUGUAUGCACACACUUUGCUGUAAAAAAGUGACAAAAGAAGUGUUAUAACUUUAUAUAAAAAUAAACGGAAACUAAUAUUA